Molecule: messenger RNA, 4799 nt
Organism: Empidonax traillii (willow flycatcher)
Lineage: Eukaryota; Metazoa; Chordata; Aves; Passeriformes; Tyrannidae
Gene: FBLN5
Product: fibulin 5
Exons: 11
Coding region: 429-1763 (444 amino acids)
Molecular function (GO): calcium ion binding
Source: RefSeq, a predicted model, not a curated record
GCGGGAGAGGCUUUCCUUCAAGCUGUUAGUGUUUUAUCCUGGCAGGCUCCUCGAGGUUGUUGUGAGGAGUCUAGCCAGUUGGUGAGCUUUGUAAUCUAAACCAGCUGUCCCAGGCUGAGGCCCCCAUUUGCAUUGUUUAACAUACUUAGAAAAUGAAGUGUUCAUUUUUAACAUUCCUCCUCCAAUUGGUUUAAUGCUGAAUUACAGAAGAGAACUAAGCAAAACCAGGUGCUUUCUCUGUAUUCUCUCCAGUGUCUGAGGAGGUACAGACGGCUCCCGAUCCUCUCCACUACUUGCCAUUUCAUUCUUUGGACUAUAAAUGACAGAGGAACUGAAGUGCUAGCAGAGGGUAAUGUUUGGAAAAACUUUCUAGUUAUUCAUCAGCACAGACUCUGGUUUUUUUCCACCUUUCCCCAACGGUUUUGGACAUGCAAGGAUUAAGAAGGAUACUGACUGCUUUCACACUGGCUGUCUGCCUUUCAAGCCCUGGAAAAGCACAGCAACAAUGCACUAAUGGAUUUGACCUGGACCGUGCCUCUGGGCAAUGCAUAGAUAUUGAUGAAUGUCGGACUAUUCCUGAGGCCUGCAGAGGAGAUAUGGUGUGUGUCAACCAGAACGGUGGCUAUUUAUGCGUACCCCGAACAAACCCAGUGUAUCGAUCACCAUAUCUGAAUCCUUAUUCAAAUAUUUAUCCACCGCCCCCAGCACCAGGCCCUGUUCCCAACUACCCUACUGUUACGAGACCUCUGAUUUGUCGAUUUGGUUUCCAGUUGGAUGAAAACAAUCAGUGUGCUGAUGUGGAUGAAUGCGCUUCAGAUUCUCACCAGUGUAAUCCCACCCAGAUCUGCAUAAAUACUGAGGGGGGCUAUACCUGUUCCUGCACUGAAGGCUACUGGCUGUUAGAAGGCCAGUGUUUAGAUAUAGAUGAAUGUCGCUACGGCUACUGCCAGCAGCUGUGCGCCAACGUGCCCGGCUCCUACUCCUGCACCUGCAACCCAGGCUUCACCCUCAAUGACGAUGGAAGAUCGUGCCAAGAUGUGAACGAAUGUACCAGUGAAAACCCUUGCACUCAGACCUGCGUCAAUACGUAUGGCUCUUUCCUCUGCCGCUGUGAACCUGGCUAUGAACUGGAAGCUGACGGAGUUAACUGCAGUGACAUGGACGAAUGCAGCUUCUCAGAGUUCCUCUGCCAGCACGAAUGUGUGAAUGGACCUGGUUCUUACUACUGUAUCUGUCCUUCGGGCUAUAACUUGCUUGACGAUAGUAGAAGCUGCCAAGAUAUCAAUGAAUGUGAAACUAGAAACUUCACCUGCACUGCGCAGCAAACGUGUUUCAAUAUCCCAGGAGAAUAUAAAUGUUUAGACCCAGUACGAUGCGAGGAUCCUUAUCUCCAGAUUAAUGAGAACCGCUGCAUGUGUCCAGCUGAAAACCCCGGUUGCAGAGAUCAGCCGUUCACCAUCCUGUACAGAGUGAUGGACAUGGUGUCUGGGAGGUCUGUGCCUUCAGACAUUUUUCAGAUGCAAGCAACAACUCGCUAUCCUGGAGCCUAUUACAUCUUCCAAAUCAAAUCAGGGAACGAGGGCAGAGAAUUCUACAUGCGGCAAACAGGACCGAUCAGUGCUACUCUGGUGAUGACCCGUCCCGUGAAGGGGCCCCGUACUGUUGAGUUGGACUUGGAAAUGAUCACUGUUAACACCGUCAUCAACUUCAGAGGAAGCUCUGUCAUCCGGCUGAGGAUAUUCGUAUCACAGUACUCCUUCUAAACCUUGAGUUUGUGCCCUGGAAACAUUAAACCAAAAGAGACAGUUCCUCCUCUGCAGAACUCUCUCCUCAAAAGCCAGUACAUAUAGCAGCUCCAAACAAAAUCACUAUUUCUACAGACCCGGUGACCUAUGCCUGUCUGAGCAGGGAGGCCUCUUCAUGCACAGUCCCUACCAGGAUGCAAACAUCUGAAGAUGUAUUGUCAGCAGAUCCCAUGUGAUUCUCUAUGUGGUCAUGUAUUUUAAGGACUCUUCUUUUUGCUGUAAACACUUCUAGGGCAUAAGUCUAUGUGAAAGACUGUGAACCUUUGUAGCUCCAAGGCUGCUUAGCAAAAAGCACCAAAGAAACUGAGGAAAAAGCUGGCUUUUGCAAUCUUGCUUUUUUUUUUUUUUUUCAUUAUAAAUGGAAAGCAGAAAAACAAGCAGAAACAGAAACAAAAUCCCCACCUAUCAAAACAAGGGAUGUCCGGAGUCCUAACUUGCAUUCCCAAUUAUCUCUGGAAUUAACAGUCAGGCACUUUGUCUCAAUUCACCCUGCAUUUGUCUUAGAUUCACCCGUUUUUUCUUUGAUUCUAUUUUAUAGUUAAAAUUCAUUCUAAAUUCAUUCCAAAAUACAUGUUGUACUAUGUAAUCUUUUACUUUCUUACAAAGUGUCACAUGUUUGGGUUCCUUCCUCUAUUAAAUCUUUCUAUAUAACAGAGUUCACAGAAAUCUAUCACUGGAUGGUGUGUUUCACAACAUUUAGGAUUGUAUACUUAUUUGCACUCAAGACCUUUGACACAGGCUUCCACUGCCAGAAUAAUUUCCAGAAUGAUUUCCAGUAGGGACUUUGGAGCAGAAAAGAAUCAGAAUUUUAUUUUUCCCUAAGUGUGAUAGUUACAAACAGUUUCUAAUGGCUACCAGGUCGUAAUACUAUCUCUGUAGUUAUAGCUGCAACUAAUCUCCUGUUCAAAGACCACUCAGGUCAGACCUGUCCAAAUUCCUUCAGAAAAAAAUGAAUUGUUCUUUUCACCUGCAGUGUCUCUUCUAUAUUCCUAACACUGGGGAAAACAAGCUGAAAAGGACUAGGACCUUUAUCAUUUAUGCUUCUACCACAAAGCAGCAAUACCCCAAUCUCAAGCAACGGGAUCCCACAGUCUGCACAGGCAUUGUUUUCUCAGGUAUAACUGCUGUAACCAAUAUAAAGUUUCUCCUGAAGUCCAAUCUGAAUCUCCAAUAAUCUGUUGCUUUUUAGUCUACUUCCACUAGAAAUAGAGAACAGUUUAUCUUCCCCUUUGCAGCAGUCUUUAACGUGUCUGAAGACUGUUGUCAUGUCUCCCCUCAGAUUGUUCUUCUCUAGUCUAAACAAACCCAAUUCUUUUGGUCUUUCCUCAUACAUCACAUUUUCUGGACCUUUGAUCAUUCUUGUUGCUCUCAUUUGGAUUCUCUCCAGUUGGUUCACAUCUUUCUUGAAGCACAGUGCCCAAAACUGUUAAAAGUAUUCCAGCUGAGGCCUCUCAGUGCUAAGCCAAAUCUCUAUAUAUGUUUAGUAGUUUGAAAAAAAAAAUUAAAAAUUGUAUAGUUUGAAGAUACAAGCCAUUGGCACUUUGUUCUUUUAUUUUAGUCUGGAUGAGGGCCCCUAUGCCUUGUUCUUAAAUUUGUCUAAAUCGAGCUCUUUUGCUUUGGUUUUUCUUACUGGCUUAUUUGCUCUCCAGCAUUGCUAGGGCCAGAAAGAUAACAUUUCCUUCGUCUUUUUGAGGACUGGAAGUGCUCAGUGCUACUUGGGAGAAGGAGUUUAUGAAGAUUAUAAUGUGAGCAGGCAGGAGCAGAGUAGCAGCUUUAUGUUAGGUCUUCAUUAAAGUGGAGUAUUAAAUGGGAGAAUACAGACUUGGAAAGUUAUCACAACACAGACUGCAUGACACAAUCAGAAAAUUGAUUUUUGUUCCUAGAAAGCUUUGUGAAUUAGUCUGAAGUUGUUUUUCCUUAGCUGUAGUAGAGAGUCUGCUCUUUUUCCUUGUCCUCAGCUUGAAGGAAGCCCUGAUGCUUUCAGCAGUGAAAUGCUGAGUUGAGCAGCUUCUGUUUCUUAAUGGUUUAAAGGUUUUCUCUGUGCUGCUACAACAUCCCAGGAUGCUGCAGCUCAGAGCUCUGUACAAGGUUGUCCUUUAUUGUAAAUACAAAAAAGCUGGAGUCUGACUUCAGAGUUUAGUGGGCCAAGCUGAGGGCGGGAAGCCAAUGAGUUUUGUGAGUAGCUGACUUGGAGGAGAUGAAUGCAAAGGAAACGAGCAGAGAAACAGUAGAAACAAGAAUUUGUUUCCUGAGUGUAUCAUGUCUCAUCAAAUACCACAGUCUUGGCGGGAAAAACAGAGAUGAUCAGGAAGGAGGAAUGCUAGUUUAUAACCAUUGGUCUAAAAGUGCUCAUGUGUCCCAGAUGAUGGAAGUAAAACAUAGGAAACAUGCAGGCUCUGGUGGACCAGAGAGCAGACAAGGGGCAGGCAGGAUCUUGCACUGAAGAUGUCAAACUCUGAAGUUUUCCUGGUGCUUAAAAGCCUCUUUUUGCCCCCCUUUGUGUCCCUAUGUUAUGACUUCUUCAUGCCCAGCUGAGAAGGCCUUUUCUUCCUAUCAUCACAUCACCUCCUGGAGAGGAAGCCCUGUUAGACAUUAGACAGUUUCUCACUUCUGGGCUGUUCUCCCAUGGCCCCCACAUACCAACCUGAUUUAACCCUCAUUUAGAAACAUCAAAACUCAGAGGAAUUCCAUAACAAAACACUUUGUUAAAAGAGUAAAGCUCAAAUGCUUGGUUUUAGCAGGGUCCAGCAAAUACCCAUAAAACAAUAUUACACUUUCUGUAUAAACAGUCUGCGCCCUAAAAAAAAAAGUGAAAAGUCUGGAAACAAAGGAAUUCAGCCACUUCUCAACUGCCAUAACAUCUUUCAUCACUCGCUAUCACUCCAGCCAACUUAAACUUUGCCAAAAUAUAUGCCAAUCUCAAAAUAAUAAAUUACUAACAGUUUAUAACAUCUAAACUCUCCAUUUCCUAGUCAGGGCUCUGUUUCCAAUAGC